Selaginella moellendorffii is the source of this 2183-nucleotide messenger RNA. RefSeq names its product probable folate-biopterin transporter 6. The coding region runs from base 570 to 2117 and encodes 515 amino acids. Gene Ontology annotation, cellular component: membrane. The transcript has 6 exons. The record is from RefSeq and is a predicted model, not a curated record. NCBI's taxonomy places the organism in Eukaryota, Viridiplantae, Streptophyta, Lycopodiopsida, Selaginellales, Selaginellaceae.
CUCAUGGGAGUGAGCUAACCGCGCUUAAUUAACAUCACGCUAAUCUAAUGCGGCGCCGGGUCUACAGUCAAUGGUCACGCUUUCUUCGUUGCGGCUGUCUCAUUCUAGGUGUAAACAUCCUCACAGCAAAGAGGAAGAAAAUCCCUCUUGUUUUGGGCGAGAGAUCAGUGCCAGAGGAAUCGCUCGCCAGUAUCGAGCAGAGAGGAGGAGAAGAUCGAGAAGAUCGAGGGAAAGAGGGUCUUUGUUUUUGUCGGUUCUCUCGACUUUGUGCAGUGGGCUCGCCGAUCUAGGACAAAGGAGCGUCGUGGGCGAUCUCGCCCGCGGUCCGGGCGUGGAAUUGCUGUGGAUUCUACUCGCGAUCGGCGGGAGAGACGCGAGAUAGGGGUUUCCAGUUCUGAUCUUGUGCUUCUUCUCUGUCGCUGGGAUGCCACGCCCGCGAGAUCCGAGGUUUGCUCGAGCUUGUCACCCAGAGACCAAGGCCGGACGAAUUCCUCCUCCUCGAUUCUCGAUGGAUUAGCGCAGGAACCCUCUCCAAUUCUCUCUCUCUCUCUCUCUGUGAUUUCUCUCCAAUGGAUCCAGCAGACGAGGAGAGAUCCUUGGGAGUUGAGCUAGCAUCGCCAGUGGAGGAGGAAGAUCUGGGCGCUGCAAAGGCGAAGAGGGCGAUGGGCCUGGUGGAUUGGAUUGGGCAGCUGCGCGCGGCAUUUGGAGCCCCAUUCCUGGCAGUGGUGAUGAUCGUGUAUGGCGUCAACCAGGGAUAUGGCGAGAGCGUCAAGAACAUGGCCAUCAAUUACUACUGGAAAGACGUCCAAAAGCUGCAGCCAUCGUCAACCCAGGCAUUCCAGGCACUGUCGAGCUUGCCAUGGGACAUCAAGCCAAUCUACGGCCUUAUAACGGACACGUUUCCCAUUGGCGGCUACCGGCGAUGGCCUUACUUGGCGACGUGCGGCAUGGCCGGCAGCUUGUGCUUGUGGAUGCUGGCGCUUCUUCCCACUCCAUCGCCGCUGCUCGCGACGCUGCUGCUCGCCGGUGCCGCGCUGUGUACCGCCUUCCCGGACGUCGUCACCGACGCCGCAGUGGCACAGCACAGCCGAAACGUACCACACCUCGCCAGUGAUUUGCAGAGCUUGUCGUGGGGGAGCAUGGCGAUCGGUGGCCUCUCCGGGUGUGGGAUUGCCGGGCCAGCCGUCCACUCCUUGGGUCCAAAGGGAGCUUUCCUCUUGAUCUCCACGGCGCCUCUCAUGCUCAUCGUUGCAGCGUGGGCUCUUCCCGAGGACAAGCUCCCCAAGCAGCUCGCGGGGGCCAACUUCGCGGCACUGCUCCGCACGGUACACCUCUUCACCGCCACGGUCCGCAGCCCGAGCAUCUGGAAGCCAGCGCUGUACAUAUACCUCUUCAGCGGAGCUGUGUGUCCUGACAUCUCGGAGGCAAUGUUCUUCUGGAUGACGGACUCCAAACACGGGCCCGGCUUCAGCGAGAACUUCCUCGGCCUCGUCAGUGCAAUCGGCUACGUCGCCAUGGUCUGUGGGAUCCUGCUCUACAACACCUGCUUUCGAUUCUACUCGUUCCGGACGAUGUUCAAGUGGACUCAGGUUGCUGUCUGCCUCGUCAGUCUCCCAGACAUUGCUCUCGUCACGAGAUACAACUUGAAGCUCGGAGUUCCAGACCAUUUUUUCGUGCUCGGUGACAAGGCGCUGUCGAGCGUCAUCUUCAAGCUGCAGCUGAUGCCAAUGCUGGUGCUCUCGGCCAAACUUUGCCCGCCGGGAGUGGAGGGAACAGUGUUUGCCUUUCUUAUGUCCGUGUCCAAUCUCGGGGGUACCACUGCUUCCUGGCUUGGCGCUUGGCUCCUCAGGCUCUUCCACGUCAAGAAGGACGACUACACCAAUCUGUGGCUGGCCGUGGUGGUGAGAAGCAUCAUGAGAUUGUUGCCAUUGAUCUUCCUCACGGCUCUUGUCCCGGACGGUGGCCCCGACACGCUCGUUGAUAAUGGUCCUGCUUUGCAAGUGGUAGCUUCAAAUCAGGACGAGAGUGAGGCUCAAGAUGAUCUUGUAGAAAUGAAGAAGUUGGCCAAAGGAGUUGAGCUUGGACAAGAGAGCCAGCUUCUCAUCCAAAGCUUGUAACUCAAAAUUGUGGAAUGUAUAACAAGAAAUAAUUUGCUACAACAGAAAAAAAGAGGUCAUAAAGUA